AUGACAUCGACCAACUUUGCGCAAGCGCAGCAGCGCCUGGCAGCCCGACGACAAGCCCGCGAAGCAGAGAACGCCGCCCGAAUCGCCGCGCAACACGAAUCAUCACGAGCACGCGCCCAGAUUGACCGGCUGCCCUUCCCCUUUAGUCGACUCGGAUCAGCAUGGGACGCCAUCUCCUCCCAGGACGGCACGCGUCCGGCAUUCAGAGUCGGACAGGUUGACGCCGAAUUAUUAGACGACGAGUUGCUGGAGCUCCUGCGCGGUCAGGUUGGUGAUGCGCUCAAAUACUUUGCCGGCGGCCACCUGAAAGACGACUGGUCAGCUGAGAUUCUCUUGGCACUGCGCGCGGUGCUGUUCAAGCUCACCGUGUGGGAUCACGAUGCGACCUAUGGUGCAGCGUUGCAGAACCUGAAAUACACUGACGCGCGCAAGGACGGCUCUGUUUUGGUGGCGCCUUCUAGAUGGCAAAAGUCUCUCUACGGACUGGCUACGGUCUUUGGAAGAUACGGCUGGGACAAGUGGGAGAACUGGUUGCUGGAGCAUGACGAAGGAUAUGGCGAUCCCAACCCACGCUUACAGCGACUAUCGCGCAUCACGUCGAGAAUCACCACCCUGCACGCGGGAGCAGCGUUCGUCUCCUUCCUGGUCUUUCUCCUGCAGGGAAGAUAUCGCACCCUAUUGGACAGAGUACUACGUAUGCGCCUCGCUCCACCAACAAGCCAGGUGAGCCGUGAGGUGUCUUUCGAAUACCUCAAUCGGCAACUCGUCUGGCACGCCUUCACCGAGUUUCUUUUGUUUGUUCUCCCACUUAUCGGCAUCAACCGGUGGAGGAGAUGGAUAUCACGAACGUGGCGCAAGACAAAGUCAAUCAUGACGACAAGCGGAGACGAAGACAAAUCGGCCAACGGAGAGUAUGGCUUCCUGCCGGAGCGCACCUGCGCCAUCUGCUACCAGGACCAGAACGCCCUGGCAACUACGGAGACCGAGAUCAUGGCGGCUGCAGCCUCGAGCGGUGUCAUUGGAUCGGCCCAAACAGAUAUCACGAACCCAUACGAGACUAUCCCUUGCGGUUGCAUAUACUGCUUCGUCUGUCUCGCGACCCGGCUGGAGCGAGAAGAGGGCGAGGGUUGGACUUGUCUCAGGUGUGGUGAGCUGGUCAAAGAGUGCAAACCCUGGAGUGGUGAUGUUUUGGAGCCACCAAAGAAAUCGCCGACGUCCAAGGUUGUGGCCUUUUCGGAAGACUUGAAGGAUGCGGAAGUUGAGGCCGAGAAUGAGGGUGAAGAGGAGGACGACGAACGCCACGAGGUUGACUUUGUGGACGUGCCGAAAGAGAAACAAUAUUCUACGGAUUCAGAGGAGACUGAGGACUCAGAGGGAUUCGAGGAGACCAUGGACAAUGACGAGGAGUAA
Molecule: messenger RNA, 1410 nt
Organism: Colletotrichum gloeosporioides
Lineage: Eukaryota; Fungi; Ascomycota; Sordariomycetes; Glomerellales; Glomerellaceae
Product: Peroxisomal biogenesis factor 2
Exons: 1
Coding region: 1-1410 (469 amino acids)
Biological process (GO): protein import into peroxisome matrix
Cellular component (GO): peroxisomal membrane
Molecular function (GO): zinc ion binding
Source: RefSeq, a predicted model, not a curated record